AUGGAUCUUGCUGGAGGCUUCGUGCCUCUGUCACCGCCGCCGUCCUCAGUCGCGUCCUCGAAUACCCCAAACUCGCUGCCACAACCGCGAAGAACACCCCUCAAGCCUGGUGGUACCAAGGAGUCGAAACUGAUUCGUUAUGUCGACCAGCAACUGCUUCACAUCCAAAGGCGCUUUGCAAAGAGAGACCCAUCCCUGGGGCGUGGCGGUAAAAGGCUGCAACAAUCAGACGAGUGGAAUGAUGUACAAGGUUACUCCAGCUUUGGAGAAGCUGCAAAAGAUGUGGACGAGCUCGUUGCUGUCAUCUGGAUCAGUGGCACACCAGCUCUGCAGGUACCCUACCUGAUCAACCUCGCUCUUUUUGUGAAUACAAUGAUCCCGGCAUUUCCACUUGCUCCUCGUCCGCUUUUCAGAUUGCUGGGCAAGCUUGACCAUGCCUUUGCUUCGUUGAUUGUGGGCAGAGAUGUUGCCACCGACGAGACGCUUCCUGGCUUCAACACAGGUCGUGGUGUCAGCGGUACUGAAAAGGUCCGUAUAAAGAGUUUGGUCGAAAGGACACGAGUAUGCGUCGUCGAAGUCGUAAACAAGGGAGAGUUUGACGAGGACGAAGAUGUUCGUGAACCUUCCCCAGAAGAUGCUGACGCUGAUGGUGAUUUGAUCCUGGAUGAUGACGAACCCGAAGACAUCAACGUCCAUGAUGAUGAAGACGACGAUGAUUGGCACAUGCAAAUAAGUAGAGUCUAUGACAAAACAAUGGUCGAGUUAGGCGAUUCGAUGGAAGGAGGUCCUCCGAUCGGUAUAAUAACAGAAUCCAGAAUCGGAACUUGA
Aureobasidium melanogenum CBS 110374 is the source of this 828-nucleotide messenger RNA. RefSeq lists its product as uncharacterized. NCBI's taxonomy places the organism in Eukaryota, Fungi, Ascomycota, Dothideomycetes, Dothideales, Saccotheciaceae. Gene Ontology annotation, cellular component: transcription factor TFIIH holo complex. The transcript has 2 exons. The coding region runs from base 1 to 828 and encodes 275 amino acids. The record is from RefSeq and is a predicted model, not a curated record.